UGUGCAAAAAUUCAAUUUGUCAACAGUGUAGCCACGUUGUGUGAUUCACGUACUCGAUUGAGAAGAAUUGUGUUUUAAUUCUAUUGCAAUUCUUGAUUUCAUCAUCUAAAUAAAAUGGUCUUGGAUUUGGAUCUCUUCCGUAGCGACAAGGGUGGAAAUCCCGAUGCUGUACGCAAAAAUCAGGAACUACGCUUUAAGGAUGUGGGCCUGGUGGAGACCGUCAUCAGCCAAGACACAGAGUGGCGUCAAAGACGUCACCGUGCCGACAACCUGAACAAGGUGAAAAAUGUCUGCAGCAAAGUGAUUGGUGAAAAAAUGAAAAAGAAGGAACCACAAGGUGAUGAAGCUGCCGAAGUACCGGCUGAAGUGCAACAAGAAUUGACAGAAUUGAAUGCUGAAAAACUGGGCGCUCUAACCGUGAAUCAAAUUAAAAAAGUUCGUGUGCUCAUCGAUCAGGCUAUGGUCGAAAACGAGAGACUUUUGGGAGAAGCCGAACAGAAACGUAAUACAGCCUUGCGUGAGGUGGGUAAUCAUUUGCAUGAAUCUGUACCCGUUUCCAACGAUGAGGAAGAGAACAAGGUGGAGCGUACUUAUGGUGAUUGUACCAAAAAGGGCAAAUACUCUCAUGUUGAUUUGAUUGUAAUGAUUGAUGGCAUGAACGGUGAAAAAGGUACAGUAGUAUCGGGUGGUCGUGGUUAUUUCUUGACAGGUGCUGCUGUAUUCUUGGAGCAAGCUUUGAUUCAACACGCCUUGCAUUUGUUGUAUGCUAAAAAUUAUACUCCUUUGUAUACCCCCUUCUUUAUGCGCAAAGAAGUUAUGCAAGAAGUAGCCCAAUUGUCACAGUUCGAUGAAGAACUCUACAAAGUUGUGGGCAAAGGCAGCGAAAAAGCUGAAGAAGGUGGUGUUGAUGAAAAGUAUUUGAUUGCUACCUCUGAACAACCUAUUGCUGCCUAUCACCGUGAUGAAUGGUUGCCCGAAGCUUCAUUGCCCAUCAAAUAUGCUGGUCUCUCUACAUGUUUCCGUCAGGAAGUUGGUUCUCAUGGCCGUGAUACUCGUGGCAUUUUCCGUGUCCAUCAAUUCGAGAAAAUCGAACAAUUCGUACUCACCUCUCCCCACGAUAACAAGUCAUGGGAAAUGAUGGAUGAAAUGAUUAACAAUGCUGAAACCUUCUGCCAAUCUUUGGAAAUCCCAUAUCGAAUUGUUAACAUCGUUUCAGGAGCUCUUAAUCAUGCUGCUUCCAAGAAAUUGGAUUUGGAGGCAUGGUUUGCCGGCAGUGCCGCCUUCCGUGAAUUGGUUUCAUGUUCCAAUUGUUUGGACUACCAAGCUAGACGUUUGUUAGUGCGUUAUGGUCAAACCAAGAAAAUGAAUGCUGCCGUCGACUACGUCCAUAUGUUGAACGCCACUAUGUGCGCCACUACUCGUGUCAUCUGUGCCAUUUUGGAAACACAUCAAACUGAGACUGGUGUCAAGGUGCCAGAACCUCUUAAGAAAUAUAUGCCUGAAAAAUUCCGUGAUGAAAUUCCUUUCGUUAAACCAGCACCGAUUGACGUAGAAGCAGCUGCUGCCGCCAAUGCUAAAAAGCCUGGCAAGGGUAAAAAGGAUGCUGCUGCUUAAGCUUAACGACUCAGCAUAUGAACACAGUAUAAUUUAGGUUAUAAAUUGAAUGUAAUUGCAUUUUUUUACUUACGCUUAUUAGUGCAGAAGAUUGGUGGUUGGUUGGAAAGACCUAUUUCUUAUUUAGUGUUUUCUUUUUUUUAAUUUACAUAAAUAAUUUUCAAAAUUCUCUGAGCAUUUAAAUAGUGAUUAUUAAUAAAACAAAGAUCCUCAAAAUAAGGAAGACAACAACACAAA
Molecule: messenger RNA, 1851 nt
Organism: Lucilia cuprina (Australian sheep blowfly)
Lineage: Eukaryota; Metazoa; Arthropoda; Insecta; Diptera; Calliphoridae
Gene: SerRS
Product: serine--tRNA ligase, cytoplasmic
Exons: 1
Coding region: 115-1614 (499 amino acids)
Biological process (GO): seryl-tRNA aminoacylation
Cellular component (GO): cytosol
Molecular function (GO): ATP binding; tRNA binding; serine-tRNA ligase activity
Source: RefSeq, a predicted model, not a curated record